GCAGAGCAGUGCAAGAGAUGAAUCAUCAAGAACAGGUGAACCAUCAAGAACAAGGCCUAGGGUUUACAACAGCGUCGAGUGUUUCUCAAAAUCUUCAACAGAACCUUUUUCGCAAUCCUAGUGCACGAACAUUUUCUCGCGGCACAACGCCCACAACUCCAGCACAUCAAGAGGGAGGCUCCGUUCCCCUGCCACAUCAAGAAGAUGAUGAAACAGAUCCUCUUAUAGUAGGAGACGACGGGCAGGAGACUCCUUUGCUUCUAC
Messenger RNA from Amoebophrya sp. A25, 264 nucleotides. Lineage: Eukaryota; Dinophyceae; Syndiniales; Amoebophryaceae. The record is from the annotation of a GenBank genome assembly.